Molecule: messenger RNA, 4129 nt
Organism: Brassicogethes aeneus
Lineage: Eukaryota; Metazoa; Arthropoda; Insecta; Coleoptera; Nitidulidae
Source: the annotation of a GenBank genome assembly
CAAAGCAAAAAUGGGUGAAAAAGUUCUGUGGACAGAUGAAAUCUGACGGAUUUGUCAAAAACAGUGGGUGUAACAAGAAAUCACAAUUUAAAGUAACCUUUUGGAAGUCAUUAUAAUAUCAUGAAUUAAUAGAACGACAUAUCGUCGAUACAAUACCCAUAAAAAAUUUAAAUCAGUGAAACUAUGAAUUUUCAAUUAGACUUGUCAAAGUAGGUUUUUAAGUUAAAAAUGGAUUUAGAAGAUACUGGUGGCCACCUCGGUGGAGAAACCAUCUAUGGAACACACGAAGAUUCUCAUGUAGUAAUGUCUGAAAAGGUUCAAUCCUUGGCAGGUAGCAUCUAUCAAGAAUUUGAACGAAUGAUAGCAAGGUAUGAUGAAGAUGUUGUCAAAACACUUAUGCCUUUGCUGGUCAAUGUGCUGGAAUGUCUGGAUGCCUCUUACCAACAAAAUCAGGAACAUGAUGUUGAAUUGGAAUUACUACGAGAGGAUAAUGAGCAGCUGGUCACACAGUAUGAAAGAGAAAAGUGUGCUCGGAAAGCUUCUGAACAAAAAUUAUUGGAAUAUGAGGAUGCUGCUGAAGGAGAAAGAAAAGAACUUGUGUCCCGUCUCGAAGCUUUGGAAAGUAUUGUACGAAUGUUAGAAUUAAAACACAAGAACUCCAUGGAACAUGCAGGCCGUUUGGAAGAAAGAGAGGGCGAAUUAAAAAAAGAAUAUGGCAAAUUGCACGAGCGGUACACGGAACUUUUUAAAACGCAUGUGGAUUACAUGGAAAGAACUAAACUGUUGCAUUCUGGCCAGCAAAUGGCCAACGAAAGAUCAGAUGUAAGCAGACUUAAUUCAAACCGAAUUAACAUUGGCCGUAGUUCCGGCCCAAUUUCUUUCGGCUUUGCCUCCUUGGAAAAUGCCGAAAAUGUAGAUAGCGUACCUUCUUCUCCUAUUAGUAGUACUCAUUCUUCUCCAAGUUUGCAUAGUGAAUUUGAUAAUAUUCCAAAAGGCACAGUUACCAAAGUUGAAAGAAGUCAGGAGACUGACUCCUUAAAUUUAGAAAACAAAAGUGUAGUUACUUCUCCUAUUAGUCCACAACCACCAGUUGUAAAUAACAAUAGUCGAAUCCAAACCAAAAAAGAACAACGAAGUGGUAAUACACUUUAUCAAGAACUUAGUUUUCAAGACGUUGAUGGUGAAGAAGAGGCAAAUGAUUUUACAGGGGGUUUGGUACAUCCAGGUGAAUAUGCUUCAUCAGUCAACGAUAAUUUUUAUGGUAUGGGUAAAGAGGUUGAAAAUCUUAUUAUGGAGAAUAACGAACUUCUUGCUACCAAAAACGCUCUUAACGUUGUUAAGGACGACCUUAUAGUUAAAGUAGACGAACUAACCGGUGAAAUCGACAUGUUAAGAGAGGAAAUUUUAUCUCUGAACGUAUCACGAACGAAACUGCGCGAACGAGUUACCGAGUUGGAAGAGGAAUUAAAGAAAGUAAAAGAAGCCAACGACGCGAAGCAGGAUGCUGACGAAGAUUCUGAAAUACCAAUGGCUCAAAGAAAGAGGUUUACCAGAAUCGAAAUGGCCAGAGUUCUCAUGGAGCGUAAUCAAUACAAGGAACGCUUUAUGGAACUGCAAGAGGCUGUUCGUUGGACAGAGUUGCUGCGUGCAUCAAAAACCGAUCCACCCUUUGAUAAGCACAACAACAAAAGCAUAUGGAAAUUUUUUAGCAACCUUUUCACAACCAGUGAUAAAGUACAGCGUCCGCUGGUCGUGCCUCAUCUGAGGUACCAAGCGUCCACAAACCAAGUGAACCCUGGUAUCAAAGCUUUGCCUAGAAUAGGUCAUGAUCUACUUGAAACUGAAAUUGGUGCCGAGAAAAUGGCAGUGAGACGUGCAAUCGAGAGAAGAGAACAGUACCGCCAGGUGAAGGCGCAUGUGCGUAAGGACGACGGUCGUUUGCAGGCGUACGGUUGGAGUCUACCCGGAAAAGGCCCUGGCAGCAGGAGCUCGCAGAGCAGCAGCGGCGUGCCUGUACCGGUCCCGGUUUAUUGCAGGCCGUUGGCGGAAUCCACGCCAAACAUGAAGAUUUGGUGCGCAGCUGGAGUCAACCUUCAAGGUGGAUUUACCAGGGAUGGUGGACUAAUGGUCGGUGGAAGUGUGUUUUACACUGAAGAACCAAAGCUGCCUGAAAUAAAACCAACUCCAAGCGAAGUGGAAAGUCUCGAUAAAGAACUAAGCAACAGCCGGGAGGCAGCGCUGCUCGAAACGAAGCUAUCUUCAAGUGUUUGGAUUUGUACGACCACUAAAGUGGCCAGCUUAGUUACAAUUAUAGAUGCCAAUAACCCCGCCGAACUUCUUAACAGUUUCGGCGUGUGUUCAAAUCACAUACUUUGCAUUGCCAGCGUUCCAGGUGCUAGUCCCAUUGACUAUGACAACAAUAUGCCAAUUUGUUAUGACCAGCCCACCACUACUGUUCCGAUAAUCACUCAAACCCAUGACGAAUCGCCAGAGCAUAAAGGCGUCACUAUAGAGGAGAUUAGAGAUGACAAUGCUCUUCCGUUCAUUAAGCAAAGCACUAGAAAUCAAGAGGAGCAGGAAGAAGCAGCUGUGCUUGGUAAAAUAACAUACGUUGAAAACGACGAAUCUGUAGUUAAUAAAAAAGACAAAUAUAAAACAACACUAGCGGCUGAAGAUAAUGAAUCAGCAGAAGGCGAAAGCGGUUCACCCGAAACCGAUGAUCAAAGCGAUGAUAAAUCCGAAACGAAAAGCACCAAUAAAGAAGUAAUGUCUAGCGUAUUGGCAACAAUGUGGAUGGGCGACGAAAAUGGCAAUCUGUUUGUUCACUCGGCCGUAGCAAAUUGGGCUCAGUGCUUACAUUCUGUAAAGAUGAAGGAUACUGUUAUCAGUAUUGUGCAUCUAAAUGGUAGAGUAAUAGUAGCAUUAGCGUGCGGGGCUGUGGCAAUUUUCAAGAGAAACAUUGAAGGAGAGUGGGAUCUGAGCAAGUAUCAUUUGGUACAAAUCGGAUUGCCGCAUCAAUCCGUCCGACAGUUAGCUGUGGUAGGCGAUAAGGUCUGGUGCGGGUAUCGCAACAAGUUGCACGUUCUGAACCCGCAAGAACUCCGAAUCAUACACACAUUGGAAGCGCAUCCCAGAAGAGACAGUCCCGUAAGACAAAUCGCGUGGCUUGGCGAGGGAGUGUGGGUUUCGAUCCGAUUGGAUUCCACGCUUCGAUUGUAUCACGCCCACACCUAUCAGCACCUGCAAGACGUUGAUAUCGAGCCUUACGUAAGCAAAAUGCUCGGCACAGGCAAACUAGGAUUUUCUUUCGUGCGUAUUACCAGCUUGUUAAUUUCCUCGAAUCGCUUGUGGAUUGGUACCAGCAAUGGCGUCAUAAUAUCGGUUCCGUUGACGGACAGUGGCGCUACAAUCGGGGCUGUUGUGCCUCGAGGUUCCGCUAUUCCCGGUGCAGGCGUUAGGGUACAACCCAUUCCAGGCAGCUUUGUUCCCUACUGUACCAUGGCUCAUGCGCAAUUGAGCUUCCAUGGACACCGGGACAACGUCAAGUUCUUUGUUGCUGUGCCUGGCAAUGGAGGAAUGAGUGCAGCUUCAACACCAUCCGAAGCAAUGUCGGCUUCAGUGUCAUCUGUAGGCGGUCCUCUGAAGCAACCAUCCGCCAUGUUAGUUAUAUCGGGCGGUGAGGGUUACGUUGAUUUCAGAGUUGGUGAUGAAAUGGAGGAUAGUGUAAUCAGUACAAAUGACCAAGGUUUACUUGAAACUUCUCAGGGUGGCACUGGAGAGUUAAGCCAUUUGAUUGUAUGGCAAGUGGCUAACAAUUAGGAACACCAAUUUUAAUUGUUUUAUUUAAGUAAAUUUCGCAAAACAUUUUAUUUGCUGCUUCCCAUUCCAGUGGGAUUACUGUUUUUUAUCUUUGCUGAAUAUUUUAUGCUUUGAUGUAUGUAAAUAUUCCAGUCUUGUGACUCGAACAUAUUUAAUCAUGUUUAAUUAGCUAGUCGAUUUUUGUAAUUUGGGUAUCCCCAGAUUUGAUUGGAUGGAAAGCAGCUUAUAACUAGUUCUUUUAAUAAUUAAGAUUUUUAUUAGUGAUAAAAACCUAAAAUUUAUUAAUUAUAUAGAUAUUUUAUCAUUUUAA